Molecule: messenger RNA, 7818 nt
Organism: Caenorhabditis auriculariae
Lineage: Eukaryota; Metazoa; Nematoda; Chromadorea; Rhabditida; Rhabditidae
Source: the annotation of a GenBank genome assembly
AUGUGGUACCUGCUCUGUAUUCCUUUAGUUUCAGCUGCAUAUGGCGGUAUAGGUUCGUUUUUGAGAUUUUUUAAAUGAGAAAUAUUCAUUUUUGGACUCAUUUUUGCAAUAAUUAAUGUUCAUUCAGUGAGUUUUUUUAACUAUCAAGUUUUUUCAUCAGUUUUUGAUCAUUCCAUGUGAUUUUUUCACGUCACUAUUUCGUACAUUCUUUUUCCUUUCAUUUGUUCCGUCAGUUUAGUUUUUGGGAAAUAAUACAUUUUGAUUGAGUUGAAAUGAAAAUUUGAGAAGGAUGAAGGGCAUUUUUUGAUUAAAAUUAAGAAAACUAGACCUUUGCCAUUUUAGGACCCCCAAAAUUAUUAUUACAACCCGAAGAAGAAGUUUGGUAUCACCUGGGCGAGGAGGAGUACCAAAGAAGGUUGACACUGAAAUGCGAAGCUGAAAAUGCCGACACGUGGGUUCUUUUUUCCGAUUUUCCGAGCUUUAAAAAAUAUUUACAUCCUCUCACUUGAAAUUUUCGAUUUUUUUUUUCAAUUUACAUUGAUUUAACCUCCGUCAGCUUCAUAGGACCUUGAGGAUAUAAUGUUUGAAAGUUUUAAAAAUGGGAGUUUUUUGAAAGUACAGUAGUUUUAAGUCUAGGAGGGAAUUAUGAGGCUUCUUAGAAUAUUUAAGUAACAAUCUGGAAAAAAAUUUUUUUGAAGUUUGUAUAUCUUUUUCUUGAACAAUCUAUGAAAGCAGUUACUUAUAAUAAUCAAAUUGAAAUAAGUGAAAAUGUAAUUUUUUUAAAGUAUUAAUUUGCGAAAUUUUUGUUCUGAAUUCAAAUUUUUGAAUUUUCUCUAUUUUUCUAUUAUCGACGAAAAAGCCUUCACGACUUCAAUUCCCCCUUCUCGAAAGAAAAUUCCCUCGUUUCACAAAGGACUGAACUGUUCCCUCUUCAGGUUUACCUGGGUAAAAAACGGGCGGCAGUUGAGCGUCGGAGCUGGUGACAUCGAUUGGGAACGCCCCGGCCAAUCCGGCUCGAUUUUCUUCCACCGGUCGAAGCCCCACAAUCAGGGAUAUUAUCAAUGUUUUGCCGCGAAUAUCUUUGGAGUUGCUGUGUCGAACAAAGUCCAUGUUCGGUUGGGAUGUGAGUGAAAUUUCGAUUUUUAAGUAUAGUCCAUAAAUAGUUGAUAAAUAGGCAUUUUUUCCUAAAUUGUGUGACCUUUUUCCCUCAGAAUCCGCUUCAAUUCGGUAAAUAAAAAAGCUGGAUCGAAAUAGCCGCGAUAGAAGCAGCUUAUGCGCUCCAUGGACGGCCUUUUUUCACUUUUUGUGAUGAUGAAAGUUUUGAAAGUAAUCCUUUUUAUAAUAACUUUUGGAUUUUGUAUAUAAAAUUCCUCUGUUUAGAACUUUAUCAUUAUCGGAGUUUGUCAACUCAUCUUGAUAGUUUUAUCUUGGCUGACAAAAUUGCCGCCAAACACGAAAUGAGGGAAACUUCCAAACGAGCUGCCAUUUAUCACACUUUGAGCGUCUGACGUUGAAAAAUAACUUGCGAGCCAGAAAAAAAGCAAUAAUCAUAUUUUAUCACGUCCAGAGGACCUCCAUCGCAUCUGACGACGUUUUCACGAAAAAACGGGAGCUUGAUUAGAUAUUUUUCAACGAAGUUUAACAGAUUUUUUUUUGGAAGUUGAUCUUGAAGAGUUUUCAGAACCUCAUUGAGAAGUUUUUUUUUCUUUGAAAUUCAAAUUUUUUUUUCCACCUCUAGCCUAAGAAAAAAUGCUACAGAGCUGUCAAAACCUCUCCUUUUCACCUGCUAUUUUGCCAAUAGAUUCAUUCGAAGCUUCAACCAAUGAAGACCCAAUUAAUUUUGUCUCUGCUUGAAGAUCCAACCAAUGGUCAUCCGAAUCCAUUGUUUUUGAUGACCAUUCGCCUUUCCAAAGCGCCUUUGAUACAAGAAAGAAAAGCCGCCUUUUGCAAUGGGAGAAAGAUCAAUGCGAGUAAUCACGCCAACUUGUUCCGGUCGACGUGUUUCGGCGGCAUCCGGAAAGGCGUCACCCUCUCAGAAAACGGGGCUUGCAAGCAAACCAGAAAGUAUUUUGGGUUUUGCACGAUUUUCUGUUUUUAAUAGGGUAUUUUGGGGCUUUUCAAUAGAAUUUGUAGUUCGAAAAGUGAAUAGAAAGGGGGAAAAUGGGAAAAAAAAUUCGGCAAAAAUGGUUCAGAUUUUUAUAAGAGGAAAACUCUUUGAAAAAAAGCAAUGGUUUAUAAUUGGAAAAAAAUUAGAAAUAUUUUUGGCUCAAGCUCGAUUUUUUUCCUGUUUUUUUCGAAGGAAAUUUUAAAAAAACUUGUUUAGUGCUUAAACUUACGCGCAUGAUAAAAAAAAGCGACAAAAAAAAUCUAGCAAAAAAUAUUUUUUAAAAAAGAAAAAAGAUGGUUUGCGCUCCAUGGAGAACUGAUAUUUCCGAAAAAAAAUAAUUUUACGGCUUUUCACAGGUCAAGGAUUUUUUAACACCUUUUUUCGAAAAAUGAGCUUUUUUUGAGAAAUUCUACGGUGCUGAACGUUUUCUUAUAGCUUGAAGCUUUUGAAUCGAAAAUGUUGAGCUGAGAAAAUUGUAAGGGAUCUGAGAAAUGAACCGAAAAAUCUGGUUAGCCAGCCAUUUUGCAGCUGCCUUUUUUGGUCCAUACAAAUCCUCAGAAACGCUUCUCGCGGCCCAAUCAGUCGUUGGGCCGUUGGAGGUGAUUUUCAGAGCAUUUUGCGGCACUCAAGACAAUCUGACAGCUUGAGAGGCUCUCAAUUGUGCGUUUGUAGGCGUGAGAAUUUUGGGACCUCUUAGGAAAAAUCCAGGAAAUUAUUGAUUUUUUGAAGUAUUUUUGAAAUUUAUUUUCUGAUAAGACUCGGAAAUAUGAAGAAAAAGUUUCAGCCCUGGAACACUUCCCAAAAAGGCCGGUCCGGGUGAUCAACGUACGAGAAGGCGAUUCUUUGACGGUCGAUUGCGCUCCACCGCGAGGCACUCCUGAUCCGGAGCUCAUUUGGCUCUAUAGGUUGGUUUUGGGCAUUCUUGGGCAAGUAAAAUGCUCAAUUUUUCCUGGAUAGGUUGACUUAAAAGAUUUUGAGAAGAAAAGGUAUAAAAAUGAUUUGGAAGGAAGUUAUGACCAUACGUAGUUUUAUUUCCAACCUCAGAAUGGUAGUACAGAAUUUUAUUCAAGAAAACUUGGAAGGAGGUCCAGGCGGCCUUCAAAAAUGGUCUGAAAAUCAAAAGAAAUCAAGAAUGAAAAAGGUAUUUUCAAGCCGAAAAAUGGGUAAAAAGUCGGUUUAGUUAUUGAAAACUGAAAGAAAAUUAAACUUUGAGUUGAUUUUUUUUUUCUUGUACGAAGAAAAAUAAUUCACAGUUGCAUGUAGAAUGACCAGGCGCCUUGCGGAUGUGGAGUGGUUGUUUUCAAAAAGCUCCCGACUUGGAACGACUUGCGCUCGAAAGAGUUAGGGAAUACUGAGCCGCGACUCGAGUUGAGCCAUUCCAAGUGCGGUUACUCAUAGGUAAAUUUAUCAGAGCGAAAAUUCCUUGAAAAAGGAGUGGCGAUUUGUAAUUUUAAACAGUUGCUCUGAAGUUGAGAUUCGAAAUGUUGAACUACUGAAUUUCUCUCACCUAUGGCAUCUUUUAGAAGAAGUCCACGUUUAAGAGUCUUUUUAAGCCACUUCCGACUUGAGACGACUUUCAUCCAUCCAUAUGUGGGUAUAUUAACUACAUAGUUUUCUAUUUUCUGAAUUUUAUAUAUCCUCUUCGCAACAUCUUUUCAUUACUUCUGAUCUCUCUGCCUCUUGCUCUUUUGACCUUGUCAGCGAGAUAAAAGAGAGCGCAGACAGGUCAGAAUAAUUCAGUGGAGUAUAUCGAAUUAAAGCUGAACACAUUUCGAAACACGCCCCGAACUUUUUCAUUAGUUCAUCUGAAACGCCUGGUCAUUUCCAACUACUUUGUUAACACGCGCCCCGUAAUUUGAUUCCCCGCCGACCCUCCGUCAGACGUUCGUUUCGCACGUCCAGCUCAGCCUCUCACAACAACAUUAUGCAACUAAUUUCGGAGGAGCAGGAGUGGAGCACAACUCCAUUUGUAUGCGGGCCUCUUGCAAAAUUGAAAUCGAGUCGAAACCAUGCUCUUGGAUGAAUUUCCGCAGAGGGACUUUUUGAGGUCUUUUCAGCUCCGUUUUUUGAGAAUAGAUUCUUUACAGUUUGGAUGGAGAAGUUCAAAACUAAAGAAAUUAGGCUUCUUAGCUUGAAAAAUAAGAGGUUUAAAAAGCUGAAAAUUUUUUGAAGUACGAAAAUUUUGCUUUUCAAAGUGGUAUUGGAUUGUCGUAUGAAAAAAAAAUUGAGAGGCCAGGUGAACAUUCUUUUUUUCUGUUCAACUUUGAUAUGAAUUCAGUUUCAAACUGAUUUGAAAUUUUGCAACUUAUCCGGAUAUUCCAGUUGACUUUCGACCGCACGGGAGAUUCUGAAAGAGAAAGGGGAAAAAAAACUGUAAGAGGUGUCUAUAAUUAUGACGCAGGAAAAAUAAUUUGCUUUUUUUUUGAUUUUCCAAACAUUAUUGUACGAGGAAUUGGGUUUUAGUUAACGAAUUUUUUUUAGUUUCAGUUCAUUUUGAAGUUUUUCGAAAAUGUAUUUUUAUUUCCGAGAAAAUCGCACUCUCGCGAAAAGCUUAGAAAUCUUGUGUCCAUAAUUAUGACGCAGUCGAAAAAACUGCCUUUGAAGUGUUAGAGAAAAAGGAGAAAAUUUAAUUUUUUUUAGGUGCUUUGUCAGAUUGGUUUUUCUACUGAAAUUGCUGGCUUAAAAAGAAUAACCUCGAAUAAAAAGCUUGUUUCAAUUAUUAAGACGCGCAAUACACACUGGUUGAUUACAUAAAAAAUGAGCUACAUUCCCUGAGAUUCUGAAAAGCUACAGACUUUUGAAAAUUGAUUUUUUCAGAGAUUCUGAAGACAGCACGGUGAUUGAGACGAUCCGAAGUCGCCAUAUCACUACGGACGCCCAGGGACGACUACAAUUUUCAACCGUUGAGCUUUCCGAUGGCCGAUCUUCUCUUCUUUAUGAAUGUGCGGCGACGUCGCCAGUACUGAGAGGGGAAUACCGAUCUGGGGAUCAGGUCCGACUCGAAGUCUCGCCGAGGAGUGGUGAGUUCGGUGGAUGUGGUGUUGAAAGGAACAAGGGUCUCAAAACUGGGAAUAACUCUAUACUUUUCGAAAAUCGUUACACAAUAACCUUUCGUCAGGAUUUGAAACACUCUGACUUGUCUGCGCUCUCUUUUCCCUCGCCGGCAAGGUCAAAGGCGUAGGAAAAUAGCAUUUUAAUUUAAGAGUGUUGCCGAGAAAAAAGAGAAAGCAGAGUUUUUCGAAAUUUGGCGAAUGAAGUCUAGAAAUCUAAUUCGAAAUUAAGAAGGUUUUUAUCUUAUUUUCCGCUAUUUUCCGUCCCUUUCGAGUAUUUUGCGUGAGUCUUAGGACUUUUAGGGUUUUAAAUAAAGUUCCAAUUUUCAACUUUUUGAAUUUCUAUUCCGAUGAAGUGAACCUUUGUUGCAAAUUUAUGAGAAAAGUGCAUAGGAAUGGGUGCAAAAUCAAUCAAUAAUCAAUCAGUAAAUUACUCAAUCGAUUCUUCAAAAAAUGGAUCGAAUAUUUUCGUUUUGAGAGACUUGAUCCGUUAUGCUCAAACUUUUCGUCGCGUCUUAUCAUUUUCCCGCUUUUGUACCGCCAUUCCUUGUUGUUAAGUAAGCAGUGCAUGUGGAAAACGACGUUGUGGUGCAGACAAGGCGGCGACCGCCAUCAAGAAACUCUACGUCAGUCCUGCGGAGAUCACCGUAAGGGCCGGGACAAGACUCAAGAUCCAGUGCAUCUUCGGUGGGAGGUAAAUCUUACUUUGAUUGGAGAUUUCAGAAAAAGAAGGAGUUGUUUUUAAACAAUAAAGAAAGAUAUUUGAUUUUAGUAUUCAUUUAAAAAAAAUUUUUCAAGUUUUAACUGUUGUCAGAGUCCUAUGAAGAGAAUUAUUUUUCAACGAAAAAGGUUAUAUUCAGAAAAAAAAAAAAUUAAAAAUGAGUUCCUACCAAUUUCAGACCACUUCCAACCGUUUUCUGGUCGAAAAUUGAUGGAGAACUGCCCAAAGGACGAUUAAAGGUGAAUAAAAGUGUCAAAGAGUGAGGGAACGUGGAAAAUGAGGAGACGCAGAUUAUCUAACUCUCUGGCGUCUCUUCAAUCCUAACGCUCUCUCAGGCAUGAUCCUGAAGUUAAAUGAGAUGAUGCCUAAUUCACACAAAAAUAUUGGCCGCAAGUGGAAUGACUUGGCUGUUUCAAAGUGCAUCCGACCAAAAACGACUUACGCGCAGGAGUUAUAAAAGCAAGCCUAGAAUGUUUCUGAAAAGUCGGAUUUUAACUCUUUGCUGCUGCAAUGAGACAGUAUCCAAUAAAUCUUCGAAAUGCGAAAAGCAGAGAUUAAGAACUUUCCUCAAGCCGCAACGCGACCGCCACGCUUCGAGUCAUUCCACUUGCCACCACAGGUCGAACCAAUUGAAUGACUUCUAGGAUCUCACAUCUGCGGAGAGCGACUUUGGCAAGUCGUUCAUCGUAGACAAUGUUCAUCCAGAAGACGCCGGAACUUACGAAUGUCGUGCACGUCAUCUGGUCCACACCGUCAAUGUUCGAGUCCUAGGUUUCACAAGGAUAACGUCAGAAUAAUAACUAUAACUUUCAGCCGCACCUUUUUGGGAGUUUGACGAGCCGCCGAGGAACGUCGAACAAGCCGAGGAGAGCACUGGAGAGCUGGAAUGCCUGGCCGGCGGCCAACCGACUCCCAUCAUCACCUGGAGCAUGAAUGGAGUGCUGCUCCAUGGUGAGAGCUCCUUCAAGAACCUCCUGAAGGGUUUUGAGCUGCAGAACUGCCCGAGGACCAUCGGAGAGUCCUGCUCGACCAUGGCAGAGUCUUAAGGAUCCGACAGUUGAAUCAUGACGUCGACACGGGGGUCUACCAGUGCAAUGCGAGUAAUCCGCUUGGUUAUGUCUACACCAAUGCGUAUGUCCAUGUCAAGGGUGGGUUUUAUGGAGAAAAAUAAUUGGUUUAUUUUUGCAAAAAAUUUGAAGAUUGACACAGGAGAAAAAUGCAGUAGAAUAAUCAGAAUUUUUAAAGCGACUUGACCCACUCUGCGUCAUAAUUAUUGACUCACAGAUAACUUUCGAGCUUCUAAAAUUUUUCACGGUGAAGUAUAAUCUGCCCGCCGCGACUUGACAGUUUUCGCAUGUCUGCGUCUCUGUUCUCUCACUGGCGAGGUCAGAGAAACAUGAAAAUAGCGCGUCAACAUGAGAGGGUCACCGAGAGACCAGGAGGGCGUAAAAAUUUGUGAAAUUUGAGGCAUUUUUUUUUCAAUCGCCAAAUUUUAACAGUUUUCUGAUCCAAAUCGAACGAAAAAGCUUCCGAAAACUUCACAAAAAAAGUUAUACAACAAUGCACGUAAAAAGUCUCAAUACAGUUUUUUUUUUGAGUCAUUCAUGGUAAGUUAAAAAAUUAUAAAGGGGAUGGAUUGCAGCUCACGAGCCCCGCUUCCUAAUCCCUACCCAGCGAAACUGGAAAGUCGUCCUUCAUUCGACGGUCUACUUGGAUUGUAGCGUCGAUGCCGCCCCGGAACCGAUAGUUCGAUGGGUCGACGCCGAUGAUAGGCCUAUUCAAAUCGUCGAGGGCAAGCAUCAGGUUCAUUUUCACUUGAUUCAAAAAUGUUUAGGUUAUGUUCUAAGGUGGUAGAAGAGUUCCUCGAGCUUUUCCUAUUCCUCAGCUUUGAUAAGAGUUACAAUGAGAAAUGGUAUAGUCCAUUCACGCCUGUCUUGUAA